AGCCCACACAACUUCAGACAGAAACUUCUACAGUAACUCAAAUGUUGUUCAAUUGACACUUUACUUCGUAUUAUUUUACCAACGUUUACUGUCGGUCUGGCACAUCGCUUUAUGAGUUUACGUGAGUUCUGACACAUACCCCCAUUCCCAUGGCCUCUGCCUUGAGCCAUCUCUCUCCAAUGUCUGGAAGAGAGAGAGAAGGAUGGAGUGAUGGAGGAGGAGGAGACAACCAGGUGGAGGAUGAGUUUGCAUGUUCCGGGGUGCUACGCGGAGCCCUACAGUCCUUCCACGCCUCCCUGGAGAGGAUAUUUGGGGUGUCCUUUAUGAUCGGAAGAGAGGAGGAUGCUGUGUUGCCACAUGAUGGACAGAUCUGGCUUAAACUAAAAGGAGGAAGGAAGGAUGUUGUGGCUGCCAAAUUGUUUGUUAAGGGAGUUGUGAAUCAGGAGGCCCAGCAGGAGGUUCCGUAUCCAGCAGUCCUUCACUGUGUGUUCUGUGGAUCCCGGGGGCUGUUCAUGGACUGCCUGAUCAGAAACACCUCUGCUCAGAUAAUGGUGGGUUCCCCAGGCUUCCUGCUCAUCUCAGGUCUGGCAGAACCAGUGGUCAGGGCCUACUCCCUGAUCACAGACCUGGUGGAGCGCUACGAGAGCACCCAGGGACGACUCAGCGAGCCUGGGGACAGGGCAGCAGGCGAGACCCUGGAUUCACGUCUGGCCUUCAAGUCCCUGGUGGAGAGAUGGGAGGACAGGCACACUCUGGACCUGCUAGUGCUACCGGGAGCAGUGAAGGAGACUUUACUGGAUCUGGUGAGGGAACAUGGGCUGGGAUCUAAACCUGGUCGCGGGGGCUUGAAUCCCGGUCCAGUGCUGGGCUCAAACCCCAUUCCAGGGCUGGGCUUGAACCUUGGUCUUGGGGGGUCUAGAGACAAAGUGGGUCUAAUGGACACUGAUACCCAGAGACUAUGGGACAGCAAGUUCGACUUAGAGGCACUAACACUUAUGGAUACCAGAAUAGGGAUCAGAGCUGGAGAGGCAAGGGCCAUACAGGAAAUACAGGGGAUUUCAACGACCAAACCUUCCGAACAUUCCCACCACAACCAAGACCCUGGUCUACAGAAAAUGGGACAGUUUUCUCAACAGACGUUCACUACCCCACCUGUAAAAGAUAGAGAGGGAAGCAGAUAUGGGACACGAGGAGGGAUUGGGAACGAAGCAGCACCCCAAGAUUCCAUCUUCCACUCUUUCCCACAAAACGAGGACAUUCGUGGUCGAGCCGAGGGGUCGGAGGGGGCAGAAGCGGUACUAGGGCAUUCCCCACAGGAGGUAAAGGAGGCGGGACACCCUGAAGAAGAGGAGGAGCUAGAGACAGAGGAGGGAGAAGGGAAGAUUUUGUUGUCAGUAGGGAAGGAGUUUGGCCUGCUUCUGAUGUUCUUCACGGCAAUGGGCUAUGCAGAAGACGUGGUACUGAGGGUCUUAGCCCAGACCAGACUCAGAGAAGCUUCCCAGAUCCUGGAUCUGGUGCAGCAAGAGCAGGACCGGACCGGACUGGCCAUGAACCGCCCUGUGGAGCUAGAGCACAGAGAGGUGGAGGAGAGGGGAAGAGAGGGGGAGGAGAGCGGAGGUAGAGAAGUGAGAGGAAAGAGAAGCGUUAUAGAUAAAAGAGUGGAGGUGGAGACGGAGAUGGAGGGAGGCGUGGGAGAUGGGGUGAGGGCUAGAGAAGAGCAAAGAGAGGAGGAGGGAAGAGGGAGGGAGAGUGGAGGAUUGUCUGCUGAUUUGUCCAAGGAUUCAACAAAGGUAGACAGGGAGAGAAGUGAGGGGGGCAGGGAGAGCGGUGAAGGGGACAGUAAGGGAGGAGAGGUGGGGAACGAGGAGGAUUUUGUCCUGGGGGUGCUGAUGAAGGCUGCGGCCAACUGUGGGUACACAGAGGAGAAGGUAAUAAAAGUAUACAGUAUGUUACCUGAACUGUCCACACGUCAGCUACUCCUGGAGCUACAGAGAGAGGGCGCCAGAGAGACAGAAGCUAAUUCCCAGGACAGGGUAAGUGACGACCCAAGAGUGGUGGAUGAGGUUGUCUCAGAUGUACGGAAAAAGAAGGGCAGAAAAGAAGAAACGGAGAAGGAGAGAGGUAAAGAGAGGGAGGCACCGGCACAACCAUUCACGGCUACUGAAAACAGAGGAGUAGAAAGGAAGAGUGCCAAAGGAAUGAGUGAAAGGAAGACAGAUGAGGUAGGAGAAGUGAAAGUGCCAAACCGAACCGUUGAUGGUCCAGUUAGGGUUGAACCGGAUCUGGCUCAGUGGAACACUGUGAUGAACGAGGUUCCGUUCCCGACCCAUGGUCACCAGAAGAACCCCACACAGACACGACCGCAACCCGCCCAGACACACACCCCCCGUCGAGCCAGCCCCCCUUUAGUCAGAGGGCCUCCCCAGCCCACCUACCCCACCACACUACCUCCACAACCCACCAACCUUCCCUUAUUUCACAAUCAACUAGCCUCCGCCCUCACCGUGAAUAACUCCUCAGCAACCAGAGUGAAGGAGAAACAGGGUUUCUUUACCCUAGCUGCAGAGGUUCCAGCAAGAAAGGGUCUCCCUGCCCUAAGAGAAGCGGCUGUUAAGGGAUGGGGUCUCCCGACCAUGGCAGCAGGGUCUUUAGUGACAGGGCAGCAGCGCUUCCUGGAAGGACUACAGACGCCCUUUGACCUCAAGCUGACUGACCAACCAGGAGACCCAGGUCUCAGGAUGGUGGUCAUCGACGGGAGCAAUGUUGCCAUGAGUCAUGGUCUGGGUAAUUUCUUCUCGUGUCGAGGAAUCGCCCUGGCUGUGCAACACUUCUGGAACCGCGGCCAUCGCAGAAUCAGCACCUUCCUGCCCCAGUGGAGGCAGAAGAGAGAUCCCCGGAUCAAAGAGCAGCACUACCUAACUGAGCUCCAGAACCUGGGUCUGCUCUCCUACACCCCCUCCAGAGAGGUCCAGGGGAAGAGGAUAAACUCAUACGAUGACAGGUUCAUGCUGCAGCUGGCCCAGAAGACGGAUGGUGUGAUCGUGACAAAUGACAACCUUAGAGACCUGCUGGAUGAGUCCCAUGUAUGGAGAGACAUCAUCAAGAAAAGACUCCUCCAGUACACGUUUGUAGGUGAUCACUUCAUGGUGCCUGAUGACCCGCUGGGCCGAGAAGGACCCCAUCUAGAUGACUUCCUACGCUCACUGCACAGGACUCCUGACCCAGGCAGUCACUCGUUUGCGGGCAUUGCCUCCUCCCCCUUCCCCCGAGCUCCCAGGGCCCAGACAGAGGUCCUGAUGUUCCGGGACAGAACACCAGGUGUCGCUGUGGAGCCAUAUUCCAGCCAGGCCCGGGGCAGAGGGAAAAGGAAGGGGCAGGCUAAGGCUGGACACGGUAGCCCCGGAAUGGACCUUGUUCCGGGGAUGGGCCUUGGCCUGGAUGUGGAGAGGAGCGCAGCAGAGACCUCCAGGCUUAGGGAGAGCCUAUCCCAGGUGUUCCCAGGACAGGAUAGCAUUGUUACUCUGGUGCUGCAGUGUAACCCUACAGUGACUGACAUCAAUUCACUGUCACACAUUAUGCUGCAGCAACAGAUGGAGAUUGAGCAGGGGGUGUAGACUGAGUGAUG
Coregonus clupeaformis (lake whitefish) is the source of this 3625-nucleotide messenger RNA. Its product is annotated as NEDD4-binding protein 1. The transcript has 9 exons. Gene Ontology annotation, molecular function: mRNA binding; RNA endonuclease activity. Bases 150 to 3614 code for a protein of 1154 amino acids. The record is from RefSeq and is a predicted model, not a curated record. Lineage: Eukaryota; Metazoa; Chordata; Actinopteri; Salmoniformes; Salmonidae. Gene Ontology annotation, cellular component: nucleus; cytoplasmic ribonucleoprotein granule.